Molecule: messenger RNA, 552 nt
Organism: Periconia digitata
Lineage: Eukaryota; Fungi; Ascomycota; Dothideomycetes; Pleosporales; Periconiaceae
Source: the annotation of a GenBank genome assembly
AUGGGUGGCAUUCAAGCUGCUCUAAUCCUGGCAUUGCGCAUCGCAAGGGACAGAAAUGUUCAAUGGCCGCUCACCCUAAUGGCAGUCCUUUCGGCCGUCCUCCUUGCCGCCGGCGUCCUCAGGCAUUACUGGGAUAUAUACGUUCACAGGACUGUCCGCGGCAUCUCGUUUCUGUUUGUCGGCAUCGAUGCAGCAGGUGAUCUGUUCUCCCUGGUAUCCAUCGUCUUCCAGGCCCGGCUCGAUGUUUUAGGCACGGUCAUUUACGGAACCGAAUUGAUGCUAUGGAUUGGCGUGUUUGCGUGUGGGGGAUACUACAAUCUCCUCCCGUGGGUCACGAAGAAGCUCAAUCGUCGCAAAGUCGGUGUGCAGGAUACUGCUGCCAAUCCUGGCCCGACUUUGUCCAGCGUGGGCGGUGGGGGAACGCCUGUAGCGUUGCACAGCUUGCCAUCGAGCACAUCAGUUUUCAGGACACCCUCUGCGGAGGUUGAGAGUUUGCGCCAACGAAAUACAGCAACGGGUGGUAGUGAAUGGAAUGACUGUAAUGGCGCUUGA